AGACCUUGACGGGGAAGGAGAUUGAGAUAGAUAUUGAAGCCAGUGAUCCGGUAGAGCGCAUCAAGGAACGGGUAGAGGAGAAGGAGGGUAUCCCACCAAUCCAACAGCGACUCAUCUAUGGUGGAAAGCAAAUGAAUGAUGACAAAUUAGUAAGUGACUUCAAGAUUACGGGCGGCUCGGUUCUACAUCUCGUUCUCGCUCUCCGUGGCGGACUGUGAUUAAAAGCGAUUGGGAAUAUACUUUUCAGUCUACUAGUGCAGGCAAUAUGCCAACUUUCACGCAGCAGAGUGUUCACCGAACUAUAGUUUCUCAGAAAGUAUUCAUUUCUGUUGUCUAGAAUCUGUCUCUACUGACAAAGUGUAAUUAGACAGCAGAUCCUUUAAGUGCGCUCGUUUGAACACAAUGCGGAUAUACAAACACCUUUAUCACUCACGGAUGCCGGAUGGCAUAUGCAGCCACUCUCGUUGAGGACUUGGGGUCCAUGGGUUAGGUGAUAGCAAUUUGUUGUGAUCGCAGUGAUCGUGAACUGAUGACACAAUUUGAUACAUCCAGGGCUUCCAGAGUCCAGGCUCCAUAGCAUAAAUAUAUUUAGGGGGGGGGUCCAAAUUUGAAAUUACCACGACGACCCUUGGCCUCGUUGGAUUCUCAAUUCUGGGACUGGGUCUGUCACUUACUUGAACAUACGUAUUUAGGUUGAAAACCCUACUGCGUAAAGCUGUGAACUUCCUCUCUCUGAAGUCGAGAGACUUCGAGACUCUCUCUCUCUCUCUCUCUCUCGAGAGAGUGCCAGAGAGAGAGUAUAUUUAACUGGGGUGUAUGAUCACUGUGGUAGUCAUUGGCAAGUUAUGAUGGGUGUUUUUAUAUUUUUACAAUCCGAUUUCUCAUGCAGCAGAGGCCAGCUGUUUUGUACAUCACAAGAGAUACAGUCUCACAGACCCCAAGGCCACAGGGCCUACUACUUAAGAGAGUAAUUCGGCCCAGCGGGGCCAUUGUCUCAGAGAGUACAGAAAAAUAAUAAAAAUACCGU
Molecule: messenger RNA, 1027 nt
Organism: Sphaeroforma arctica JP610
Lineage: Eukaryota; Ichthyosporea; Ichthyophonida
Product: NEDD8
Exons: 3
Biological process (GO): regulation of proteolysis; modification-dependent protein catabolic process; protein neddylation
Cellular component (GO): nucleus; cytoplasm
Molecular function (GO): ubiquitin protein ligase binding; protein tag activity
Source: RefSeq, a predicted model, not a curated record